Messenger RNA from Oryza brachyantha (malo sina), 2274 nucleotides. Its product is annotated as transcription factor 25. Lineage: Eukaryota; Viridiplantae; Streptophyta; Magnoliopsida; Poales; Poaceae. Bases 127 to 2010 code for a protein of 627 amino acids. The record is from RefSeq and is a predicted model, not a curated record. Gene Ontology annotation, cellular component: RQC complex. The transcript has 4 exons.
CUCGUCGUCCUCGCCUCCAACUUCUCCGUCUCAAGUCGUCUCACACCUCGCAUCCCAUCGCAUCGCACCGCGCAAAGCCACCCAAACCCUAACCCUCGCGCCCCCCGAGUGGGCUUCGCCGCCGGCAUGUCGGCCAGGCUGCUCCGGCGAGUGCUCCAGGAGCGGGAGACCGCCCCGCUGGACCCCGCCGCCGCCGAGGUCGAGCAGGAGGAGGAGGAGGAGGCCUCACCUCCCCGUGUCGCCGCCAGGAACCCCUUCGAUCUCCUCGACGAAGAAGAAGAGGAAGAGAAGGAAGAUGAAGUGUAUUCUGAGGAACCAGUGAGUUACACGGAACAGAAACAUUCUGUAAACAAGAAGCCUAGUAAUGUUGUUUCAGAAACAAACAACAAGAAAUCAAAGAAAAAGAAGAAAAAGAGCAAGGCAGACACACAAGCGUCAACAAAAUCAAGGGAUGAAAAGUCACUGGAUUCAAUUCUGGAAGAUUUAUCUAUUGAAAAGAAGCCCAUGCAACAAAGAAUGAAUCGAAAUGAAAGAGCAUCUGGGAAGGAGAUUGAGACAAAUGAAACCACACCUGGGACAUCAUCUAUUCUCUCAAUUGAUCCCAAACAUCUAAAAGCUGAAAAUGAGAUGAGGCGCAUUUUUGGAUCAAAGGUAGUGGAUUCACUUGAAAAUCAACGGAAUGUGCCUAGCAGUUCAAGGCCAGUACGGGGUGCUAGGCGUGUUGCCCACAAUCCAAGAAAAACCCUUCUUGUUACUCCAUCUAGCUACUGGCCACCAUGGGAUAAAUCAAUGUCAAUGGAUCUUGUUGAAACGAAGAGUGAUUUCAACUAUUUCAGGUACAUAUAUGAUCCUUCUGCCAGCCACGUGCAAGAAUUGUUUGCAGUUGCCAAAUCUGCAAAUGAUCUCAAUUCUAUUGCAGCUAUAUUAGGAAAAUAUCCUUAUCAUCCAGAAUCAUUGUUAACAUUUGCCGAUCUUUUCAAAUAUUCUGGAGAACAUCAGUCAUCAGCAGAUGCGGUUGAGAAGUGUCUAUUUGCACUGGAGUGUGGUUGGCAUCCAUUGUUUAGCCCAUUGCAGGGAAACUGCCAGUUGAAAUAUAGCCAUGAUACAAACAAACCAUUCUUUACUGCGCUUUUUAGUCACAUGAAAAACUUGGAUAGACGGGGCUGCCAUCGAUCUGCUUUAGAGGUCUGCAAGUUCCUUUUGUCACUGGAUUCUGAUGAUCCAAAGGGUGCUCUAUUCUGCAUUGAUUACUUUGCUCUAAGAUCACAACAGUACAAAUGGUUGGAACAGUUUGCAGAAGAGUACCAGUGUGAUAACUCCCUGUGGUUAUUCCCUAAUUUUUCAUUUUCCCUAGCCAUUUCACGGUUCUAUGUUGAGCGUGAUGAAGCAAAUGGGGAGGCUUCUGACCAUUCCGACAAGUCAACAUCUGUUGAUCUUAUGAAGCAAGCCUUGAUGCUUCAUCCUUUGGUGUUGCGCAAGAUUGUUGACAAGGCUCCUUUGAAAGACUCAUCAUGGACCCAAAUACUCAGGAAUGUGUUCUUUGGCUCAGCAAAGCCAGGAAGCCCUUCCCUUGAGCAUAUGAUUAACAUAUAUGUUGAACGCCAUUACAUCAUAUGGAGGUUCCCAGAACUGCAGAAUUUACUCAAAGAUGCUGCCCUUUUGGUGAUUGAAUCACUAAAGCAAGAUAACAGAGAGGCCCAGGACUGGGCAUGUAUUAGAAAAGCGGCAUUCUCUUCAGAUAAGAAUGAGUACUCUCAUCUUCUUGUUUCGGACUUCUCUGACACAACACCAUCACUCCCCCCUGAAGAAUUGCGGCCAUUUAUGGUUGCUCCUGGAAUGGUGCAUGAGAUGCCACCAGGUGAACAAGAAGUGGGGGCUGAGAUCAGGGCCCGUGCCCCCCGUGAAGUUGCAGGGCGCAAUGCUGCGUUGGUCUUCCUGGAAUCACUACUCCCGUGGGUUGACUACGGUGACAAUCAUCAGGACGCAAAUGGCCAAAACAAUGAUGACUAAUUGAACCCAAAGCACCAAGUUGCAUGGAUGGAUAGUUGGUACAACAAGACUUGAUUGCACCCGGGUGUUUUUCCUAUGUCUAUGAUGAUUAACACAAAUCGCUGUCAAUCAUUUGUAUCACCUUCAGCAACAAUCAUCAGAAACUAGUGCUCUAAUACUUUUGGUCUCGGCAUACAUGUAUAGCUGAUCCGCCAAAAUCUAAAUCGCUGCAACAAGUCAAUUUUGGGUCUGGAAUCAUGAAGUUCAAUGUGUCAAUUUCUGCAA